AAUCGAUGGCUUGUUCAUAAUACUAGCGAAGCCUAGUUUGCGCCGAGUAAGAUCGUGAAGACGACCCGAAAAUCGUGGGAGGUUUCAAGUCGUAUUCACUCUUGGACGUCGUUGAUCGCUGUCCUGUGUGCUGCGCAACUAUACAAAACCGCGUUUUGUCGCCAACGUAUUACAGCUUUCAUCUGACCCGAUGGCAUACGACGAUAGAUACGCAGACAGACCUUACAAUGGUCCGGCUGCGCGAGUCCCUCGUGGAGGCCCUGGAGGCGCAUAUCCACCGCCACAGAGACAGUACGAUGGAUAUGAAGAUGAUUAUGGCUAUGGAGGUUAUGAACAAUAUGAUGAUGGGUAUGGUCAAGAUUACGGUCCGCCUCCCCAAGACAUGAACUAUGGAAGAGGUGGUCCACCACCUAAUCAGAACUGGCAGCAACAGGAUAUGUAUAGGGGACCACCCGGGCCAGGAAGAGGUGGUCGUCCACCACCAACAAGAGGCAGAGGUGGCCCGAUGCGUGGUGGACCUAUGCCCCGAGGAGGUGGACCACCGUCUGGUCCAGGUAGAGGAUAUCCACCUCCAGGACCGCCUAAUCGAAGCAAUACUAUGGACUUUAAUGGAAACCGACCGGGCCCUCCUAUGAUGAGUCCUCAGGAGCGAGAUUUUGGCAGUCCUUUCCCCGUGUUUCCUGGCCACGCCCGACAGACAGAUCGAGAUCAUGAAAACCGGAUACUUGACAGAAUGGCUGGGCUAGAUAUAAAUGGAAAACCACCUCCAAAUAGAGGUCCAGGGCCUGGUCCCACACAACACUCCUCGAUGGAUGACUAUGGGCGCCCCUCAAUGGACAGUCAGCGAAGCGGUGGGCGAGGAUAUCCACCUCAGGGCUAUCCCGACCCAAGAAGGGGGCCACCUCCACCCCAAAAUGGCGGUUAUGGUGAUUAUCAUGAUGAUGGUUAUGGUCCUCCAAUGUCACCUGUGCGAAAUGAAUUUGGCCCACCAUCCCGAGCCAUGACGAUGCCUACGCAAAACGAAUAUCCAAUGCGCAAUGCUAUGCCCCCUCCGCGGACGGACAGCGCUAAUUAUAAUGGACAGCCUGUACAGCAGAUGCCCCCACAGCGGCCAUCUACGUCGCACAGCUCUCGACCUACUCCUCACAGGGUAUAUCCAGAUGAAGCUCCUCCUUUACCGACGAACAAUACCGCUCUACAACCUCCUGGUUGGAAUGAUGAACCUGAUCGAGGUUCGAUAGGAGAUUUCUACGAUUCCUACUAUGACCAGAGAGCAAGUAGUGAUUCAUAUCCACCCGAGCACCAGCGAGACCGCGUGCCCGAUUUUGAAGCACCACCACCUCCGGGUCAGGGCCGAGGCCCACGGGGCUCAUUUGAUCAGCAAAUGCGAGUUCCUCCACCUCAAGUCGGUACACCUCAACCGGGACCCGCCCGUUAUCCCGAGAUGUCCCGGACCAAGUCUCAGCCCAAUUUACGCGAGCCUCAAUCUGCAGUGUUCGAAAUGGCAAAUGAUCAUCCUCCCCUGCCCCCUGGGCCUCCUGGUGGGUUUCAGGCAUAUAAGCCUGGUUUACCUAGUAACCCUUCAGCUUCAAGAUCGGUUUCUCAGGCUAGUCCACCCAGUAGUCGACCUGAGUCUGGACAGUCGGCACCACCGGCACCCAUUCGUCCUGGUUUAAUGCCGAAUUCUAUGGUGAAUAUGAACGAUAAGCCUGCCCCAGUUCGAAACUAUAAUGGUGGUACGCCAGCUGCGGCUGCUGGUGCUCUUGGGCGUCCUUCACCAACGCCCCAGGCCGCUCCCCAGAACAUACCACAGAAUACGAGACCGCAAUCACUUAGUGAACAACCACCAGUUACUAUUGAUGAGCUGGAGCGUCUGCGUGCUAUCAUCAAGAAUGACCCCAAUGAUCAACAAUCCGCGCUUACCUUAUCUAAGAAAUUGAUAGAAGCAGCAGAUGUCCUUGUACCCCGGCUUCCUGAUCCGAAGUCGAGGGCUAGAGCUCGCGAACGCUAUAUCAUGGAUUCACAUAAGAUCUUGAAGAAAUUAGUAGCUGCGCAAAAUCUUGAGGCCAUGUUCUUUUUAGCCGACUGCAUGGGUCGAGGUACUCUAGGUCAUGAACCCGACCCGAAGGAGGCAUUUACACUUUAUCAAUCUGCAGCGAAGCUGGGCCAUGCUGCCGCCGCUUACCGUACAGCUGUCUGCUGUGAACUGGGUAACGAUGAUGGAGGAGGUACACGCAAGGACCCUUUGAAAGCAAUCCAAUGGUAUAAACGUGCGGCUACUUUAGGUGAUACGCCAGCAAUGUAUAAAGUCGGCAUGAUUCUUCUAAAAGGUCUACUCGGUCAGCAAAAGAACCCGCGUGAAGCGAUCGGUUGGCUCAAGCGAGCGGCCGAGAGAGCCGAUGCUGAGAAUCCACAUGCUCUACACGAACUUGGUCUUUUAUACGAAUCAGCUCAACCUAACGAUGUGAUUAUUCGGGAUGAAGCAUAUGCAUUACAACUAUUCGAGCAAGCUGCUCACCUUGGCUACAAGUUUAGUCAGUUUCGUUUGGGAUGUGUCUACGAGUAUGGAUCCAUGGGCUGUCCCAUCGACCCUAGACAGUCGAUCAUGUGGUAUAGCCGCGCUGCGACACAAGGGGAACAUCAAUCCGAGCUGGCCCUUAGUGGCUGGUACCUGACGGGAAGUGAUGGAGUCUUACAACAGAGCGACACAGAAGCGUAUUUGUGGGCUCGCAAAGCUGCACAGGCCGGGUUAGCCAAGGCAGAAUAUGCAAUGGGCUACUUCACCGAAGUCGGCAUUGGAGUUCCGGCGAACCUAGAGGAUGCAAAACGGUGGUAUUGGCGAGCAGCUGCUCAAGACUUCCCGAAGGCCCGAGAACGACUUGAGGAUCUGAAGCGCUCUGGCCGGAAUGCUCCUCGCCAGCGUGAGCGCAUCACACGUAGCAAAGUAAGUGGAAAACAGCAAGAGGGGGAAUGCACCGUGAUGUAGAACAUUCGGUGCACCACACCUUUACCACAACCGGGACCAUCAUGGGAAAUGGAUGUUGAUUCGGAAUGGUUGUUUACCCCUCACGACUCCUCCCCUGGAAGCAAAUCGCUUCUUAAACGCUUCCAGACAAUCUGGAAAGCAGAUGCUCGUCGUGGGUCACUUUAAAACGGUGCAUAGACAAAAAAAAAUCA
Messenger RNA from Xylaria bambusicola, 3177 nucleotides. RefSeq lists its product as uncharacterized. Gene Ontology annotation, molecular function: protein binding. The transcript is spliced from 3 exons. The coding region runs from base 191 to 2986 and encodes 931 amino acids. The record is from RefSeq and is a predicted model, not a curated record. NCBI's taxonomy places the organism in Eukaryota, Fungi, Ascomycota, Sordariomycetes, Xylariales, Xylariaceae.